Molecule: messenger RNA, 686 nt
Organism: Cebus imitator (Panamanian white-faced capuchin)
Lineage: Eukaryota; Metazoa; Chordata; Mammalia; Primates; Cebidae
Product: ferritin light chain-like
Exons: 1
Coding region: 16-543 (175 amino acids)
Biological process (GO): intracellular iron ion homeostasis; iron ion transport
Cellular component (GO): cytoplasm
Molecular function (GO): ferrous iron binding; ferric iron binding
Source: RefSeq, a predicted model, not a curated record
UCUUGCUGACCAACCAUGAGCUCCCAGAUUCGUCAGAAUUAUUCCACGCACGUGGAGGCUGCCAUUGAUCUCCUGGUCUAUGUAUACCUGCAGGCCUCCUACACCUACCUCUCUCUGGGCUACUAUUUCGACUGCAAUGAUGUGGCUCUGGAAGGCAUGAGCCACUUGUUCUGCGAAUUGACCGAGAGGAAGGGCGAGGGCUACGAGCAUCUCCUGAAGAUGCAAAACCAGUGCGGCAGCCGUGCUCUCUUCCAGGACAUCAAGAAGCCAGUUCAAGAGGAGUGGGGUAAAACCCUGGACGCCAUGGAAGCCGCCAUGGCCCUGGAGAAAAAUCUGAACCAGGCCCUUUUGGAUCUUCAUGCCCGGGGUUCUGCCCACAUGGACCCCCAUCUCUGUGACUUCCCAGAGAGUCACUUCCUAGAUGAGGGAGUGAAACUCAUCAAGAAGAUGGGUGACCACCUGACCAACCUCUGCAGGCUGGCCAGCCCACAGGCUGGGCUGGGCAGGUAUCUCUUCAAAAGGCUCACUCUCAAGCACGACUAAGAGCCUACUGAGCCCAGUGACUUCUGAAGGGGCCCUUGCAAAAUAACAAGGCUUCUGCCUAAGCCUCUCCCUCCAGCCACUAGGCAGCUUUCUAACUACCCUAACAAGCUUUGGAACAAAUGGAACUAAAGCUUUUUGAAGCA